AGAAGAGGAAUUCUUCUUUGCAGUUCCAACAAUUGUGUGAAAAUAAAUCCUUCAUUUACUUUCUUGCAUUUGUUUCGCAUGUUUACGCUAGCCUACCUAAAAUGACAUAUCAAUAAUUGUAAAAGUUUUGGCCAGCAUUUUGCAAUUAUUUGUGGUCAAAUUAAGUCAAAUUCUAACUGCAGCUUUUGUUUCCUGGUGUAAGAUCCUAGAGAAGCUCAGCCUUCUAAACACGGUUCUCAGUCAGACGUUUGCACCAGUUGAUCUAAAAUCCAGUUGAUUUUGAACACUAGCUUCUGUUAAAUCUUGAGACACUUGUGGAUGUCGUUUCAGGUAUUUGACAGAUGCAGAUAACUCUGAGUCAGGACUCAUGACCUGGUUACAAGUUCAUCUGUGCCCAUCAGUGAUGUCUGUGACCGCCCUCCUGCGAUGCACCACUAGGUCACAGAGGCAGCAGGUGAUGGCUUUUCUAGUCCAGCAGAGAGCUCUGUCAGCUGCAGAGGCUGUCAACGCUCUCAGACCAUUUUAUUUUGCUGUUCAUCCAGACUUCUUUGGUCAAUUCCCCAGAGAACGGGAAGUGAAUGAAAAUUCUUUGAAGCAAUUAAAUGGCUACAUGGAAAAUUUGCAGAAGCCUGGCUUAAAGUUAGUUCAGCCAAUAAAGCUCACCUUUUAUAUCAGGGACACUAAGGAGAGCACUGAGAAGCAGCCAGACAUUGUCUCUUCAGGUUUCCGGUCUGUGAGUUUCAUUCUACACACAAAUGAUAUUUUGAGUACCGUGAUGAAUGUGCUGACAUCCUGCAGUUUGCCUGUGGAGCACAUGGAGAGACAUGAAAAAAGCUUUGGGACAUGUAAAAGUGGGCCUGACGGAGGAGAAUCUUUUCAUAGACCCAUAAAAUGGGAUAAAAGCUACUACAUCUUCACUGGGUUCAGAGAUCCUGAGCAGGAGCUGCAGCAGACCAAGAGAAUGGAACCUACACUCCAUGGUUGGUUGAGAAACAGUGAACCUGAGGCAACAAAGAAACACAAUGCUAGUCUUCCAAGGAGAGAAGAGCUGAGCAGAUUGAAGAAGGAACUGUGUGAAAAGUUUCUUUUGGCAGAUAUCAAGUGGCAGCGCAGCUGGGGAGUGGCUCAUAAGUGCUCUCAGCUUCAGAGUCUGACCCGACUGUCUCACCAGAAUCCAGAGGACCUGAUCAAUCUGCAAGGCCAUACUGUUGUGUUCGCUGACCAGUCGGGCAUGAAUGCUUCUGGAGACGUCAUGCUGGGAACCAUGGAUGUUCACCAUCAGUGGACCAAAUUAUUCCAGCAGCUGCCCAGCUAUCGGAGUCUCCAGCAGCAAACAGACUGGUUGAAGGAAAGAAUCAGUUGCCUCCUGGGUGGAUCCCAAGUAAUCCACCUCGGACCAGUCCAGCCUAUCGCUGAGCACUACAGCACGCUAAAUGCUUUCCACAAGAGCUUGAUGUCCCGACGCCUGCACCUGCAUCCCAGGAGCCUGCAUGGCCUUACCAUGGUGCUGGACAAUGAUCGCUCUACACCUAGUCUCCAUGAGAUGGGGCACUUCAUUAUCCCCAUCAACUGUGACCCUCUCAAGCUCCAGCUGUUCCUCCAGAGCCAUGCCCCUGAGGCCAGAAGUCGCACCCUGCAAAGACAUCAGUUGCAGGUGGAAGAGGAGGCAGUGGUGCAGCUCUGUGUCCAGAGGCUGUCUCUGAGGGGCCUCUCCAAGGAGCCCAGCUUGAGCUCCAGUCACAUGAUUCUCUGCUGCAGGAGGUUCAUAGAGCAGCACCCCCCACUGCUGCAGGGGCUCCACGUCUGUGUCUCCCACUUUUACUCUGUCAUGCAGGACGGUGACCUAUGUGUCCCCUGGGACUGGAAGAGCUGAGGCAAUCCUUCAGAAUUUAUAUAUAUACAGUCGUGUUUUGUGGCUACUGUGGAUUCACCUCCGAGAAAUGUUUUGCAUUCACAAUCUAUAAAUAAGAGAUAAAUGUAAAACUAGAAAACACAGCAAACAGAAACUGUAUGUUUAAGUUAAGAAUGUAGAAAACAAUAAAACACCAUUGUUCUAUCGCAUGAACAAACCCUG
This is a messenger RNA of Poecilia latipinna (sailfin molly), 2074 nucleotides long. RefSeq names its product T cell activation inhibitor, mitochondrial (gene tcaim). Bases 368 to 1873 code for a protein of 501 amino acids. Lineage: Eukaryota; Metazoa; Chordata; Actinopteri; Cyprinodontiformes; Poeciliidae. The record is from RefSeq and is a predicted model, not a curated record. Gene Ontology annotation, cellular component: mitochondrion. The transcript is spliced from 10 exons.